UCCGUAACCUCGUGGUUCAACAUGGGCUUCGACAACGACCCGGUCGCCUCGGUGAUCGGCGUCUCCGGCAACGCAGUCACCUACGCCAUCGCCUGCGCGCCCGACACCGACGCCGACGACUGCGGCCUCUACCCCUCCAUGACCAUCACCGCCGGCCCCGCCACCCUCGCCUACUCCUACACCGUGCAAACGGACUCUGCCUCCGUCGCCACCGAUCUCGAGGACGAGUACGACACCUACGGCAACGAGUUCCUGAUCGAUUGCAAGCUGGACGGCACUACCCGCGCGAGCUGCCAUGCUAGUGUCGGCGGGAAGAACGCUAAGGCCCCCACGGAUACGACGACUACGCUCGCCAGCGAGGACAUGUCGUUUGGGCCUUUGACGAUCACGGCGGGCUUGGAGAGGCUGGCGGCAAGGACGGCGAGCGCGUCUGCGAGCGGUGCGUCUAGCACGGGUGCGAGC
This is a messenger RNA of Aplosporella prunicola CBS 121167, 462 nucleotides long. RefSeq lists its product as uncharacterized. The transcript has a single exon. The record is from RefSeq and is a predicted model, not a curated record. The annotation marks the transcript as partial. NCBI's taxonomy places the organism in Eukaryota, Fungi, Ascomycota, Dothideomycetes, Botryosphaeriales, Aplosporellaceae.